Chrysoperla carnea is the source of this 1096-nucleotide messenger RNA. RefSeq names its product triosephosphate isomerase (gene Tpi). Gene Ontology annotation, cellular component: cytosol. NCBI's taxonomy places the organism in Eukaryota, Metazoa, Arthropoda, Insecta, Neuroptera, Chrysopidae. The record is from RefSeq and is a predicted model, not a curated record. Gene Ontology annotation, molecular function: triose-phosphate isomerase activity. Gene Ontology annotation, biological process: glycolytic process; glyceraldehyde-3-phosphate biosynthetic process; glycerol catabolic process. The transcript is spliced from 3 exons. The coding region runs from base 139 to 957 and encodes 272 amino acids.
UAACUUUGAAGAAGGUCAAAUAGGACAAUUUCUAUCGGUCUAUGCACCUAGAUUACCUAGAAGAUUAAAAUAUUUAAGUUGAUUUAGUUAUUGGUUGGAUUACCUUUCGUUGAAAUGUGAGUGGAAUUCAAAGUCUUAAUGUUAUUAAAACUUUUAUUCAGAAGUUUUUCUUCUACUUCAAAGCCCUUUAAGUGUAGCGCAGUUAAAGCCAUGGGUCGUAAAUUUACUGUUGGUGGUAAUUGGAAGAUGAAUGGAGACAAAGCAACUUAUGAUGGGUUAAUCGCAAAUUUAACAUCAAAUUGUUUGGAUAAAGAAGUUGAUGUUGUAAUAGGGGCGCCAGCAUGCUAUUUAGAAUAUGUACGUACCAAAUUACCAUCCACUAUUGGUGUGGCUGCUCAAAAUUGUUUUUACAAAAAAAGUGGAGCAUUUACCGGUGAAAUAUCUCCUGAAAUGAUCUUAGAUAAUAAGUGUGACUGGGUUAUUAUUGGACAUUCUGAAAGGAGACAAAUUUUUGGUGAAACAGAUCAAAUGAUUGCUGAAAAAGUAAAUUAUGCGUUAUCGGUUGGAUUAAAAGUGAUUUUCUGUAUUGGAGAAACUCUUGAAGAACGUGAGGCUGGAAAAACUCAUGAAGUAUGUUUCAGACAAAUGCAAGCGGCUGCUGAUAAAGUUAAAAACUGGGAUAACGUAGUUGUUGCAUAUGAACCUGUAUGGGCUAUUGGUACUGGUAAAGUAGCCACGCCCGAACAAGCUCAAGACGUACAUGCUGCUUUAAGAACAUGGGCUAAAGAUAAAUUAAGUCCUGAAAUUGCUGAAGGUUUACGAAUUAUUUAUGGUGGAUCAGUUACAGCUGAUAAUGCUCCAUCUUUAAGUAAACAACCUGAUAUUGAUGGAUUUUUAGUAGGAGGUGCUUCAUUAAAACCAGAAUUUGUUAAAAUAAUCAACUGUAAAAGCGACUGAAUAUGUGCCUUAAUUACGAUUUUAAGUUAUGUAUAUUAUCAACAACCAUCAUAUCCUAUAAAUAACAUUGGUAUUAUUAUCGCUUUAUGAUGUAAAAUAUAUACACUUUAUCUUGAAUAUACAAUAUUUUAUUUUUUAA